Messenger RNA from Callorhinchus milii (elephant shark), 3588 nucleotides. RefSeq names its product phosphatidylinositol-4,5-bisphosphate 3-kinase, catalytic subunit beta (gene pik3cb). The coding region runs from base 214 to 3420 and encodes 1068 amino acids. Gene Ontology annotation, biological process: phosphatidylinositol-mediated signaling; cell migration; phosphatidylinositol-3-phosphate biosynthetic process. The record is from RefSeq and is a predicted model, not a curated record. The transcript is spliced from 23 exons. Gene Ontology annotation, cellular component: plasma membrane; cytoplasm; phosphatidylinositol 3-kinase complex. NCBI's taxonomy places the organism in Eukaryota, Metazoa, Chordata, Chondrichthyes, Chimaeriformes, Callorhinchidae. Gene Ontology annotation, molecular function: 1-phosphatidylinositol-4-phosphate 3-kinase activity; 1-phosphatidylinositol-3-kinase activity.
GCUGGCCAGAGCAAAAAAAAGAUAGUCAUUCGCUGGCAUGUUGACAGUCACUCCCAGGUGUGACCAGGUCUGUCAGCAACUGUGGUGCUGUGCCAUAGCAUGAGUCCAAGGCAUAAAGGAGGCGAGGGGAGAAAACUUGAAAGAAAAAGACAAAAAGGUUUCGCCUAAUGGGAUUAGAGGACCAUGUGGUUGUCCUAACGAUAACUGUGCACAAUGCCUCCUGCUAUGACGGACCCUUUGGAUAUCUGGGCAGUAGAUUCCCAGAUCCCAGCAGAUAACUCCAUCACUGUAGACUUCCUACUGCCCACAGGGAUUUACAUCCAGUUAGAUGUACCUCGGGAGGCAACCAUCGAUCAGAUUAAAAUGCUCCUAUGGAGACAGGCACAGACCUACCCCCUGUACACUGUCCUUGGUGAGAAGGAUUCCUACAUGUUUCAAUGUGUAAACCAGUCAGCAGUACACGAGGAGCUGGAAGAUGAGUCUCGCCGUCUCUGUGAUGUCAGACCUUUCCUUCCUGUUUUGAAACUUGUAGCCAGGAACUGCAAUAGAUCUGAAAGACUACUGGACUCGAAAAUUGGGGUCCUCAUUGGGAAAGGUCUCCAUGAGUUUGAUGCGCUCACAGACCCCGAGGUGAGAGAAUUCCGGAGUAAGAUGCGUAUGUUCAACGAGGAGAAGAUGCUCAAACUUCAGGGCCUUUCCUGGAUGGACUGGUUGAAACACAGCUUCCCUCCUGAACUGGAAUCCACCGCCUUCAAUAACUUCGAAGACAAGCUACCCAAAGAAAAUCUUGUUGUGGCUGUUCAGUUCGACUCUUGCCAGGAGAACUUCAGUUUCCAGAUAUCCCCCAAUUUAAACCCUCUUGACCUAAAUGAGCUUGCCAUCCGGAAGCAACUUACUAUCCAUGGAAAGGAAAAUGAGGAGUUCAAUCCCAGAGAUUUUGUUCUUCGCGUUAGUGGAAAACAGGAAUAUUUAUUUGGCGAGCAACCGCUGAUCCAGUUCCGGUAUAUUCGAAAUUGCGUGCUGAAAGGAAGCAACCCCCAACUGACCCUUGUGGACUGUUGUACCAUUAAGGAAAUGUGUGACCGAGAAAUGUCAGCUAUCGGUGUAGCUUUGCAUCGAAAAAUAUCCAAUGCUCCUCUUCCUCUGCCUCCCAAAAGGCGGACCAUCUCACAAAUGGCAACUAACGUUUGGGAUAUAAAUAGUCCGUUCAAAAUGCUCCUAAUUCGAGGAAACAAAAUAAAUGCAGAUGAAGCAGUUCGGGUGCAAGUCAGAGCAGGGAUUUUCCAUGGGACAGAACUCCUCUCUAAAUCUGUUGUUAGCACAGAAGUUUCUGGCAAAAAUGAUCUGGUCUGGAAUGAGAUCCUGGACUUUGAAAUUAAUCUCUGUGACUUGCCAAGAAUGUCUCGAUUGUGCUUUGCGGUAUACGGAGUGAUGGAUAAAGUGAAGAAGCAGAAAUCAACAAAGAAUGCAUCAAAGUACCAGACCAUUCGAAAAGCCGGAAAAGUACACUAUCCGAUUGCAUGGGUGAACACCAUGGUAUUUGACUUCAGAGCACAGCUGAAGAGUGGAGAUCUUGACCUGCACUGCUGGUCAUCAUUUCCUGAUGAAAUGGAAGAUAUGCUGAAUCCAAUGGGAACAGUGCAGACAAAUCCAUACAGUGAGAAUGCUGCAUCUUUACAUAUUCAAUUCCAGGAAUAUAGCAAAUCGGUCAUCUACUAUCCUGCUUUUGAUAAGAUUUUGGAAAAGGCAGCUGAGAUUGCUCGAAGCAAUGAUACACUAAGCAUGUCGGGCAGAGGAGGUAAGAAGUUGCACAUUGAGCUGAAAGAAAUCAUGGAGCGGGACCCACUAUCUCAACUCUGUGAAAACGAGAUGGAUUUAAUUUGGACCCUGCGAUAUGACUGUCGUGAAAACUUUCCUCAGUCAUUGCCUAAACUAUUGUUGUCAGUCAAGUGGAGUAAGCAUGAAGAUGUGGCUCAGCUCCAAGCCUUGCUGCAGAUAUGGAUCAAACUGUGUCCGAGAGACGCACUGGAACUCCUGGACUUCAACUACCCAGAUCAGUAUGUGAGGGAGUACGCAGUGAAGUGCUUAAAAGAAAUGAGUGAUGAAGAACUCUCCCAGUACCUCCUACAGCUGGUGCAAGUGCUGAAAUAUGAACCAUACUUUGACUGUGCUCUUUCCAGAUUUCUUUUGGAGCGAGCGCAAGCCAACAGAAGAAUAGGUCACUUCCUGUUCUGGCAUCUCAGGUCUGAGAUGCAUUUGCCUGCUACUUCCCUGCAAUUUGGCCUGAUCUUGGAGUCCUACUGUCGGGGAAGUUUCACACACAUAAAAGAGCUUUCCAAACAGAUGGAAGCCCUCAGUAAAUUGAAGGCUAUCAAUAAUCUAGUGAAACUUAGCUACUUGAAAGUAACAAGGACUAAAGUGAAAGAGGUAAUGAAUACUUGCCUAAAACAGCCUGUGUACACAGAAGCACUCUCUGACCUCCAGUCUCCUCUGAAUCCCAGCGUUAUCCUUUCAAAGCUAAAUGUGGACAAAUGCAAGUUCAUGGACUCCAAGAUGAAACCUCUGUGGAUACUGUACAACAACAAGAUGUCUGGAGGGGAGCCAGUGGGCAUUAUUUUCAAAAAUGGGGAUGACUUGCGCCAGGAUAUGCUUGCUCUUCAGAUUCUGCGACUGAUGGACAUGCUGUGGAAGGAGGCAGGCCUUGACCUCAGAAUUGUGCCUUAUGGUUGCCUUGCAACUGGUGAUAAAUCUGGCCUUAUCGAGGUGGUCUCUGCUUCAGAAACUAUAGCCAAUAUUCAGCUGACUAAUAGCAAUGUAGCUGCUACUGCGGCCUUCAAUAAAGAUGCCUUACUGAACUGGCUUAAGGAAAAGAACACUGGGGAUGCUCUCGAUCGAGCAAUCGAGGAAUUUACUCUGUCGUGUGCUGGCUACUGUGUAGCUACUUAUGUAUUGGGAAUCGGGGAUAGACACAGUGAUAACAUCAUGGUCCGGGAAACUGGUCAGCUUUUUCACAUUGAUUUUGGACAUAUCCUUGGAAAUUUCAAAUCUAAAUUUGGUAUUAAGAGAGAGCGAGUGCCUUUCAUUCUCACCCAUGACUUCAUUCACGUCAUCCAGCAAGGAAAGCCAGGAAAUGCCGAAAAGUUUGGCAGGUUCCGUCAGUGUUGUGAAGAGGCUUAUCUGAUCCUGAGAAAGAACGGAAACCUCUUCAUCACUCUGUUUGCACUAAUGUUAACAGCAGGAUUGCCUGAGCUGAGCUCUGUCAAAGACAUUCAGUAUCUUAAGGACUCUUUGGCUUUAGGAAAGAGCGAUGACGAAGCAUUGAAACAGUUUCGGCAAAAGUUUGACGAGGCUCUUCGUGAAAGUUGGACAACAAAAGUGAACUGGAUGGCUCAUAUUGUGGCGAAAGACAACCGCUCCUAGCGACGUGAGAAAUGGACUGAAAAUGACUUUACAGGGUGUAAAGAAGGGAACAGCUGAUGCCUGGACCAAACUGCAGGAGAAUUUCCUGAUUGUUGCACUUCAUGCCUUCUCCCUUCCAGUGCAACUAGAUCUGAUGCGUGUAUAUGUGUGUGUGUGUUAUAUAUAUAU